Molecule: messenger RNA, 1281 nt
Organism: Leishmania major strain Friedlin
Lineage: Eukaryota; Euglenozoa; Kinetoplastea; Trypanosomatida; Trypanosomatidae
Exons: 1
Coding region: 1-1281 (426 amino acids)
Molecular function (GO): protein binding
Source: RefSeq, a predicted model, not a curated record
AUGGAGUCACUACAGAUGCGGUGGGUGGAGUGCCCUCUGCUGGACGCUGCUAAUCUCGUUCUUCACUCGCCAUCCAGCAGCGAAGACGAUGACGAUGAUGACCCUAUCGACCUUCUGAACCGGCGCGAGGGGCACUGCUCUGCAGUCGUGUACCCGGCAACACCCAUCGACAUGUCCGCGGCAUCGUCGCGCGAUUCGUGGGUGCUCGUGUGCGGUGGGUACUCCAAUGGGAGCGUCUCUGCGACCCCGCUGGUGGCACGCACCUCCCUCCUGCCUGCACUUCAGUGGGUGCGACUGCCGCCGGUGGACGCGCUCGAGUGUGACGGUGCCACGCUGACCACGGUGGUGUCGGCGGUUGGCGUUGACGCGAUGCCAGCCACAGCAACCGCUGCUUCAGCAUCGUCCUGCGUCUGCGCUACUGCAGCCCCUGUCGCCUACCUGUUUGGCGGGCUUGGCGCUGACAUGAAUCGACGCAACACACUGUACACCGUCGCCUUGCACGUCGACGCAGACGCGACGCCUGUGAUGGUGCAGGUGGACGAGGUGCACUGCACUGGCACCCCGCCCGAGGCACGUGUGCGGCACGGUGCUGGCGGACACGCUGGCCGCCUCUACAUCUUUGGAGGCGAAACGGACACCCAGGAGCAGUCCAGCGACCUGUACGUGUGCGACGUGCAAGCGGGAGUCUGGCGAGUCCUCGCCUCACCGUCGUCGCUGCCGUCUCCGGCGCCGCGGCUGCUGUCGCUGAGUCUGCCGUUUGUCGCACCGACAACGUUUGUGCUCUACGGCGGCGCGCAUUUCGUGAAUGGUGACCUGCGCAGCUUUUCUGACGUGUGGAGGUUCGACCUCGCCACAGAGGCGUGGUCGGUGGUGGUGCCUCCACAACCGGAUGAUGGUACACCCGGGGAGGAGGAGUGGCGCGCUGAUGUCCCGCAGCGCGUCUUGCCACGGUCGAACGGCCAUGCCGGCGGUGUGUUCGCGCUGCGGCUCUCUGACAGCGCGACGUACGUGUGCGCUGCUUUUCUGGGUGGCAAGAACGUAUCCGAGGGCGAUGACGCCGUCAAGUUCGUCUGCUUCCACCUUCAGGCCAACACAAUGGAGGCUCGCGUGCGCCAUGCGACGCCGGCAGCGGUGAGUGGGAAGCUACCUCACUGGCGCUACACGCCGACUGUGGUGAACACAGAGAAAGGCCUGCUGCUGCUGGCUGGCCAGUGCCGUCAUCCACAGACACCGUCCGCGUUUCUCCUCACCGUGUCUAUCGGCAGCGCUGAAGGGGGGUGA